Molecule: messenger RNA, 2740 nt
Organism: Ruditapes philippinarum (Manila clam)
Lineage: Eukaryota; Metazoa; Mollusca; Bivalvia; Venerida; Veneridae
Product: G-protein coupled receptor GRL101-like
Exons: 7
Coding region: 329-2740 (803 amino acids)
Biological process (GO): G protein-coupled receptor signaling pathway
Cellular component (GO): membrane
Molecular function (GO): protein-hormone receptor activity; G protein-coupled receptor activity; protein binding
Source: RefSeq, a predicted model, not a curated record
CUGUCGUACAUUUGUUACUCUCGUUUUUUUGUGGCGAAUCUUAACUGUUUCAUUUUUUCUUUUUUUGGUUUAUUGUAAAAUUGCAGAAUGUGCCUCAUCAAAAAAUGAAAUUCUUAUUAUUCACGACGAGGAAACUACUGAUGGGCCAGAUAUAUUUCGGUUUGCACAGCAAUUUUCCACUCCAACAAAUAUUGUUCGUGUAUUAAGCUAUAAGGCAACAAAACCAUUCAGUGCUUAUGGAAUCAAUAAUUUGUUGCUAGACGUUCUUGAUAAGGAAAUAAAUAGAGCACAUGAUACUGAAAAUUCGUUCAGUUGUCGCUAUAAAACAAUGGCAAAACAUCUUCUAGAGUCAGUUCAUUUUACAAAUGAUCACCUGAAAGGUGUUAUUUUAAUUCAAACGAGAGGGGUUGCAGAAGAAGUCAAUAAGGAAAUCGUAAAAACAAAGUUUAUCUUGGAACAAAACGCCAAAGUUUACAGGGUGAUCGAGAAUUUUAAUGUGUCAAGUUAUUCAAAGACUUCAAGUUCGGAAAAUGUUUUAGAAUUUUAUGUUAGAAGAUGGCAGAGUCUAAAUGGAAUUGGUGCAGAAUAUUUCAGCGACCUAUGCAAUAUAACAACAAAGGUUCACUGCCCCUAUGGUUACAAAUGUGCUUGGAGUCAUGCUUGUUUAUUGAUAGAUCAAGUCUGUGACGGGAUUAUUCAUUGUAUCCAUGGUGACGAUGAGGCAAUUUGUGACUUUAGAUGUCCAGAUAAUUGCACAUGCCAGGGGUAUGUUGCUGAUUGCAGCAACACUGACUUUCAGUUAUCUUUAUUACCAACAAUACCAGAUACAGUCCGGUAUCUUGAUUUAAGUUCUAACAUUGGACUCAGCUCUAUCUUGGAGGAAACUUAUUUACAUUGGCAAACUUUAAUCGUCUUUAAUCUUUCAUACUGUGGAAUACAGCGUAUAAAUUCUUAUUCGUUUGAAAGAAUAAAGAAUAUCCGCCAUUUAGAUCUAAGUUACAACUUAUUAACAAUUUUGCCAGAUUUUGUUUUUAUCAGCUUAGAGCAGCUACAAGUCCUUAAUCUACGAGGUAACUAUCAGCUAUCAGUUAUAGGAAUGGAAGCCUUUGCUGGACUGGACCAUGUUGGAGAACUGGACUUAGCCAAUGCUAGACUGGAAACAAUUUUGGCAGACACAUUUUCAGGAAUGAGUUUACACAACUUAGACUUAUCAAACAACAAGCUAAAGGGAUUGGCAAGUUUUGCUUUCCGCGGUGCAUCUAUACGGUCUAUCAGUUUCAAAGAAAAUAAUAUUAAAUCAUUUAAUACAGAAAUAUUUACGGGGCUUAUUGGUUUAGAAAACCUGAUUACUCCGGAGUUCAAAUUCUGUUGUAUUCGACCCAAUUAUGUAAAAGAAGAAAACUGUUAUCCUCAAAAAGACGAGUUUUCAUCCUGUGAUGACCUUAUGAGAAAUUCUGUGCUACAGUUUUUGAUAUGGUUAAUAGGAAUCACUGCGUUUCUUGGAAAUAUUCUGACGCUUUUAUAUAGGCUGAAAUAUGAUAGAGAUAGGUUGAAAUUGGGGUUUGGCAUAUUUGUAACAAACUUGGCAGUUGCCGAUUUUCUAAUGGCUAUAUAUCUCAUCAUUAUAGCUGCUGCCGAUUCUGCAUUUCGGAAAAGAUACAUAUUUAUGGACGACUACUGGAGGCACAGUAUAUGGUGUAACCUCGCAGGAAUGCUGUCCACCACUUCUUCAGAAGCGAGCGUUUUAUUUCUUUGUCUCAUUACAUUGGAUAGGCUUCUGGUUAUCAAAUUUCCGUUUGGACGAGCUAAAUUGACCAAAGACAGAGCUGUCACUUGUGCUAUUUUCACGUGGGUAUUUUCCGUUACGGCAGCCAUAUUUCCUCUUGCUUAUGAAGGAUACUUUAAAAACGAAUUCUACUCAAAGUCUGGUGUUUGCAUUGCUUUACCGUUAACAAGAGAUCGUCCACCUGGCUGGGUUUACUCCUUAUCUGUCUUUGUUUGCCUGAAUUUUCUUACAUUUAUCUUAGUCGCAGUUGGGCAGCUCUCGAUUUUCAUUGAAAUUCGCAAUUAUUCUGGAAUCGCCACCACUGUAGAAAGUUCAAGAAAAAGGGACCUUAAAGUUGCAAGGAAUCUUCUGCUAGUUGUAGCAACUGAUUUUAUGUGCUGGUUUCCUAUAGGAGUCAUGGCAAUGUUUGCGCUGUCUGGUCACGUGAUAUCUGGAGAGGUAUAUGCAUGGGCAGCUGUUUUUAUUCUACCAGUCAACUCGGCUCUUAAUCCUAUUUUAUAUACAUUAAGCGCCAUCGUUGGAGGAACGAAAUUCAGUCCCAGUACUGAUGAACAAUCAUUGAAACAAAUGACAAAAGAACUAGGAGAGAACGCGAUCAGAUGUUUAAAUGCCAGCCGUUGUUUAACAAGGUCGAUACGUCGCCAUGACUAUGAAGACAUCACUUUGAUUCCCGACGAAGUAGACAUACCAGCCGUGUCUAUCUUAUCUAUUUGUAAGGCACUGGCACAUACAUUAGAAGGAUUACAAAGUUGCUCUCUAGAUAUAAGUCUAUUAGACAAAGGCUCUUUGUUUGUUGGUGUCAGAAGUAAACAGCUUACAGGAUUACUGAGAAUUAAAGCUGUACCGUUUAUAUCAUAUAAACCAGAGGAUAAAACUGAGAGGAUCAAACAUCUAGGAAUGAUAAUGAAAGGUCUUUUAGCAGCAAGAGAAAAGCGACAGUUUUGUGGAACUUAA